AUGAACAAACAACAACAAUAGGUUGGAGAUUUAAAGCAAAAUUCUGUUUUUAAUAAUAUUAAUUUAAUGGACCCUAAAAAACUCUCAACUCAGGAAUUAGAGCAAAUAGUCUUAAAUAACUUAAAAUCAGUUGGCGAAAAGCUUUAAAACUCAUCUUCACCUAUUAGAUAAAUACAAUAGACGAAAUAUCAAGUUGAGUAAGGAUAUGUAAAUUAGAAAUAAGGGUAUUCAUUUUAAAACCAAAAGGGGAAUAAUGGGAAUUAUAAUUCCGUUUCAAAUGAUUAGUAAUAAAAGACUCUUCCAAUAAAUAGAAAUACACCAUCAUUUUAGAAUGUAAUCAUUAAUGAUAGUCUUGUUGGAUAAGAAUAAGGUGAGAAUGUAAUAAAUUAACACUAGAUUCAACUAAGUGCUUUUGCUUCUCCUUAGUUUAAUUCACCUUCAUAAAAGUUACUUUUUUCUAACACAAAUAGAGGUGAAACUAUGACUAGGAAAGAUUUAGAGAGUUCGAAUUAAGUUGCUUUAGAAAAAAAAGAAAACCCUUAGCUAAUUUCUAAUCCUGCACCAUAAAAUAAUCCUUUUUAAACUACUGACUAGAUUGCUUAAGUAUAAAAUAUGCUUUCCUCGAUAGAAAAUCCUUUUUCAUAGAAUUUAUUUGCUAGCCAUUUCAAAGUUAAUGGUAAUAAUAAUACUUUGUCUAAUCCUGCAUCUAAUUUACCAACAAAUUUGGGAAGCAGUACUGCUUAAAAAUUUUAGCUUUUACCCCCAAAACAAUUAGAAACUCCAAAUAAACCUUCUAUUACUGGUUUAUAAUAAAAUCCUUUUAAAUAGGACUUCUAAAAGAAUUCAAGUGAGCAAAGUAUUAGAAAUGCUAGAUUUUUAACCUCUAAUAAGGAAAAUAGUAAUCAGAAUAAUUAAUCUUCUUCAACUGCAAAUAUGAGCACUACAAAUAAUCUUAUGUUGGGUGAUUAAAAUUUUAUUAAUGGAGUAAAUGAUUAAGCUAAUGUUUUGAAUCAUUCAAGUAGUACAACAAAUUAAAAGCUAAGGAGUGCUUCACCAAAUUUUAACGGAUGGUCAGAUAGUACUUCUCCUGCUAUUGCUGGAGCUAUGAAAGUUUUAAAAGAAAAAUGUAGUAAAGCUGAGUAAUAAUUGAAAGAGCUAUAAUAAACUUGUUAACAAUAGUAAGAAGAAAUUAAUUAGCUAAAAGAAAAUGGAAAAACUUAAAAAUAAUAAUGGGAAGAAAACUCUAAAGAAAGCUUCAUUAGACUAAGUGAGUAAACUGGUAAGGUUCUUGGAGAAAUAACAAAACUUCAAACAGAAAAUGCUCAUGUUUAGAAUGAAAAUGCAAUAAUGUAAAAAUAAAUUGAUGCUUACAAAUCAUAAAUUUAAGAACUAACUCAAGAAGUUUUGUAUUUACGUAAAUGCAAUGAGAUUAUUGAAGGAGAAAAAAGCAAGCAUUUAGAACACAAUGCAUAAGAAAAAGAUGAGCUUGAUUAAAAGUUUAUUAUUUUAGAGAAAUUACGCAAAACCGAUAAAUAACUGAUUGAAAAACUUGAAAAUGAUCUUUAAGAGUUGUAAAAUGCGAAAAGAAUUUAAGAGGAGAAGUUGAAAAAGUUGGAGAUAGAGAAUGAGUAGCUUAAAAAUGAGCUUUAUGAUUCUUAAGAAUCAUUGGAAGGGAGAUGCAAGGCAUCUGAAAGCAAACUUUCCUUGUAUGAAAAAGAAUUGAAUUUGAUAAAAGAAAAAUAUGAAAAAGAGAGAAAUUUUAAUCAGAAGAGAGCUUCAAUUUACGCUGAAAAGGAUUAAGUUAUGAAGCAAUUACAAGAAGAAAAUAUAGACUUUAGAAGCUAGAUUAAGUCUCUUUAAACUCAGUUAGACCAUUAAAAGAAAUAAAAUGAAUUGCAUGAUAAAAUGAAAUAAAAAUUUGAAAGAGAGAAAUAUAGUUAAGAAGAAUCAUAUAAGCAAUUAAAAGGGCUUACAGAUGAAAUAGUUAAUUUAGCAUAGAGAGAAGCAAAUACAAGAAUGAAGGAGUAAUUACAUUUAUUUUAAUAGAGACUAAAAAGAUUAGAUGAUGGAAAUAAAAAAAUAUCUGAAUCUUAAUCAUCUAUCUCUCGUUCAUCUUCUAAGCAGAAACAAUUAAAAUCUAGAGGACCUUCUAAAGAAAAGAAGACUAAAGACAGUACGGAUAGCAGAGCCAAUAAUUUUUCAUCUUCUAAAACUAAAUCUUCAGUUAUAAGCAACAGUGCAAAUAAAUUUUAUAAGUAAGCCUCACCAAAAUCGAAUAAAAGUGGAUAAAAUCAUUCAAAUGUCGUUACUGUUGUCUCUAAUAAAAAAUUAAAGCCAAAAUCAAAAUCUAGAAAUCCAUCUCAAAAUAAGGAGCUGCACUUAGAAGACCUAGAUGAAAGUAUAGAGAGUAGACGAAGUGCUCUUAUUGGAUCUUCUUCUGUAUAAAAACUCUCCAAUGAAGGCUAAAAGAGAAUGGUAAGAAAAAAUUCUCUAGUUUUAUCAUAAAACAACAGCUUAGAUUUUGAGUCUAUGUCACCUCAUACCAGCAGAAAAUCAAAUUAAGGACAGACAGGUAGAAGUACAAGCAGAUAAAGAAGUGUAAGCAAAAACUCUGAUUUAUCAGCAUCAAGAAAUAAAUCAUUAAAAAAGAAAAAAUAAGGUGCUUCAUAAAUAAGUUAGAAUUCAUAUAUUUACCAUGAAGACAGAGGAGUACAUCGUCAUGAAGAAGAUGACAUAGAUGCAUUAAUGACAAAUCAAAGUUAAGUCACUGUAAAGCCUAGCCAAUAAUCGACCUCUAAUCGCUACGGAAUGCAAUCAAAUAAUUAAUAGUAUAGUACAAUAUUAACAGAACCUAAAAACCCUUCAGCAUACAUUUAAUCUUAUACAUUCCCAGAAAACUUCUAAAAAAUGACAGAGUCUGAAAUUUCAAACGAAAUAUUUAAGUUAGAAAGAGCUGUUGCAGAAACAAAGAGGGAAUAUAACAAUUUAUUAACUAGAUCAAGAGAAAAUUCUGAUAUUAACAUCGAAGAAGUAAGACAAAGAAUGAAUGAACUAGCUAUUGAUAUGUAAAAACAAUCAGACUGGUAGUUUAUCUUAAAAAAGAAACAAAGAGAAAUUAUAACUAUGAGUUUUGGUAAAUAAAGCCUAUAAACAAAUAAUAUAAAUUGA
Tetrahymena thermophila SB210 is the source of this 3168-nucleotide messenger RNA. RefSeq lists its product as hypothetical. The record is from RefSeq and is a predicted model, not a curated record. Lineage: Eukaryota; Ciliophora; Oligohymenophorea; Hymenostomatida; Tetrahymenidae. The transcript is spliced from 6 exons.